AUGACGACGGUCUCUGGCCAAGGAUUUGGAGAAGGAGGAUUCGAAGGCUUCGGGGGAGCCUCUGAUAGACUAGGAGCCUUUGCAGAUGUGGCUAGGGGAUUUGCAAGUGUAGCUGGAGGACUUGCGGAUGGCGUUGCAGUAGCACUUUCAAAUGUGGCACAAGGUGCUCUCACCAGUUUUGCCAAUUUCGUGCCCAAGGUGCCAGUGCUGGCCAACAUCCAGAACUUUGACGAUUUUCUGAAUCAAACAGGACAGGCGCUCAGCGAAGCAGAUCGGACCUUUCGCGAGAGUCUUUUCCUCGCCUCCAAGAAUCUUGUGGAUGCUGGUAACGAAGCCUUUGCCAAAGGAGCCUUCACCUUCCAGUUGGCUAUCAACGCCUUUGCUGAUCUGAGCCACGAGGAGUUCGUUAAACAAUUGACCGGUCGGAAGAGGUCACCUGAGACAGAUGCACGGACUGCUAGCAGGCGCACAUUGGCCAUUGUUCCUGAGGAUAAACACAUUCCCGAUGCCUUCGAUUGGCGGGAGAAGGGCGGUGUCACCCCGGUGAAGAACCAGGGAACCUGUGGAUCCUGCUGGGCCUUUGCCACCACCGGAGCCAUCGAGGGUCACACCUUUGCCGCCACGGGUAAACUGCCUAAUCUCUCCGAGCAGAACCUAAUUGACUGCGGUCCGAAGGAGGACUUUUCCCUGAAUGGAUGCAUCGGUGGUUUCCAGGAGGCUGCCCUUUGCUGGAUUUCUGAGAAUCAAAAGGGUGUUCCACCCACCGAAAAUUAUCCAUAUGUGAACAGCCAGGAAUCCUGCAAGUUUCAAGGUAAUCAGUUGAUCUCCCAAGUGCAUGGAUUCAGUGUGAUUCCCCCCGGGGACGAGGAGCUAAUGAAAAAGGUGGUGGCCACUUUGGGUCCCAUUGCCUGCUCGGUUAGUGUCUCCGAGAGCCUCCUCUUCUACGGAAAAGGCAUUUACAACGACGAGUCCUGCAACAAUUACGAUCUAAUCCACUCCGUCUUAGUUGUGGGCUAUGGAUCGGAGAACGGAAUGGAUUACUGGAUCGUCAAGAACUCGUGGAACGUCAAUUGGGGCGAAAAGGGAUACUUUCGCUUGCAGCGCGGCAAAAACCUUUGUCAAAUCGCAGAAGAGUGCUCCUAUCCAUUAGUUACCCAAUCCUAA
This is a messenger RNA of Drosophila takahashii, 1164 nucleotides long. Its product is annotated as cathepsin L-like. Gene Ontology annotation, cellular component: lysosome. The record is from RefSeq and is a predicted model, not a curated record. Gene Ontology annotation, biological process: immune response; positive regulation of apoptotic signaling pathway; positive regulation of peptidase activity. NCBI's taxonomy places the organism in Eukaryota, Metazoa, Arthropoda, Insecta, Diptera, Drosophilidae. Gene Ontology annotation, molecular function: cysteine-type endopeptidase activator activity involved in apoptotic process; cysteine-type endopeptidase activity.